This is a messenger RNA of Stegastes partitus (bicolor damselfish), 2951 nucleotides long. Its product is annotated as bestrophin-3. The record is from RefSeq and is a predicted model, not a curated record. Bases 196 to 2124 code for a protein of 642 amino acids. Lineage: Eukaryota; Metazoa; Chordata; Actinopteri; Pomacentridae. The transcript is spliced from 13 exons. Gene Ontology annotation, molecular function: chloride channel activity.
GAGGCUGGCAUUUGACUGUCAGGAAAGCAGAAGCCUGAUGAAAAGCAGCACUGAGGACGCUCAGACUCGUUUUCCUGUGAGUGAAACAACUACCAAACAGCCGGAUUGGUCAUCCAGAUUCAUGAUGCUGCUAAUUAUCGGGUUUUAAGCAGAAACUCGUGAAACUUCGGUGCGUUCAGGUCGGACGGCCUCAGGAUGACUGUCACCUACUCCAGCAAAGUCGCCAACGCCACCUUCUUCAGCUUCCACCGGCUGCUGCUGCGCUGGAGGGGAAGCAUCUACAAGCUGCUGUACCGGGAGUUCAUCCUGUUCGUGUUGCUCUACACCGUCCUCAGCCUCGUCUACAGACUCGUCCUCUCCGACGACCAGAAGAGGCUGUUUGAGAAGCUCUCCAUGUACUGCGACAAGUACGCCGAGCAGAUUCCCGUCACCUUCGUGUUGGGGUUUUACGUGACCCUGGUGGUGAACCGGUGGUGGAAUCAGUUCGUGAACCUCCCGUGGCCCGACAGACUCAUGUUCCACAUCUCCAGCUGUGUUCAGGGUAAAGACGAAUAUGGCCGCCUGCUGCGCCGGACGCUGGUUCGUUACGUCAACCUGACGUCGCUGCUCAUCUUCCGCUCCGUCAGCACGGCCGUCUGCAAACGCUUCCCCACCGUGGACCACGUGGUCGAGGCAGGUUUCAUGACUCCUGAGGAGAGGAAGGUCUUCGAGAACAUCCGGUCUCCUCACCUGAAGUACUGGAUUCCCGUCGUCUGGUUCUCCAACUUGGCGUCUAAAGCCCGGCAGGAAGGACGGAUCCAGGACAGCAUCGACCUGCAGAACAUUCUCAACGAGAUGAACCAGUUCAGAACCUGGUGUGCGACUCUGUUCGGCUACGACUGGGUCGGCAUCCCGCUGGUUUACACUCAGGUCGUCACUCUCGCCGUCUACACCUUCUUCUUCGCUUGUCUGAUUGGUCGACAGUUUCUGGACCCCACCCGGGGCUACCAGGGGCACGACCUUGACCUGUACGUCCCCAUCUUCACCCUGCUGCAGUUCUUCUUCUACUCUGGCUGGCUGAAGGUAGCAGAGCAGCUGAUCAACCCUUUUGGAGAAGACGACGACGACUUUGAGGCAAACUGGAUCAUCGACAGGAACCUUCAGGUGUCUCUUCUCGCCGUGGACGAGAUGCACAUGAACCUGCCUCACAUGACCAAAGACAUGUACUGGAACGACUGCGACGCUCGUCCUCCGUACACUCUGGCGGCUGCAGACUACUGCAUCCCGUCGUUCCUCGGCUCCACCACCGAUAUGGGACUCUCCGACAUCCUGCAGUUUGAUGACGUCGACGGCAGCGACAGUCGUCUGCGGCAACAGGACUCUAUUUUGGCUCGGCGUCAAGAGUCGGUUCUCGGUCGAGUCCGCCGACUGCUUAGCGUUCAGGAGCCUCCUGAUCUCCGACCUCCUCGGCCCGCUUUCAAACGACACAGCAGUGACGCAACUGGCAGCUUCUUCCCAGACUUCAGGGUCAAGACGGGUUCGGACGACUUGGCCCCACCUUCCAUGGACACCCUGUCAACCUUAAGGGAGGUCAGCAGCAACCCGCCCUCACCUGAAAGCUCGCCCUCUGCUGUUUUCCCGCAGCUUGUCAUCAGCCCGCCGUUGUUCGGUGAUGCUUGUCACACUGCAGAUUCUUUUGACAAACCUCAGAAUGGCCUCGAUCAUUCCCCCACCGAGGAGGGACCAGGCUUGGAAAUCCUAAGGGCUGACCCGGUAGCAUGUUGCUCCCCAACUCAACUGGGGCCCAAAGAAUUUCGCUGGACGACACUAAACACUCCGUGUCACCCACCAACCCGGCCACGAGGACGUCAAUUCUCACUCCAGUUCUCCAGGCAGAAUUCGAAAGCAUCUGUCCGCAGCUUGCCAAGUCCAAAGGGCCUGGGCCGGCGAAGGCGAGGCUUGGGUCGGUUCCAAUACCGGCGAUCACCUGGUCCAACACCUGACACGCUGCAGCUCCCCAACCCUGAUUAUGACAAUGACUUCCAGGGAACAACAGAGAUUGAGAAUGACGAGAAGGAAGCAACCAGCAAUGGCGAAGACACGAAAAACACUAACUCCCAGUCGCAGAGCACAGAAAAGGAAUAAGUCACAACCAUCCAGUCAGACCAAACAGAAUCAGCCACCGAGCUGCUAACAGCAUCCCCCAAAGAAAGAGUCACUACCUGGUCUAAGAGAAAGGCUCAAAUUGACUUUUGUUUUGUAGUUUUGAAGCAACAAAUGCCUGGAAAGCUGGACAUACCAACCUGUAAAGGGGCAUUUACCACUCAUUACCAGCUUUGUCUGGAAACACAUCCAGACAUAUUCCCCAUUAACGUAUGUACUGCGUUUCUAUGGGUCAGGUUAACUUUGCACUCUCCACCUCUGUUGUAGACACUCAGGUAAACGAAGAAACGAAAAAGAAAAAUAACGUAUACUUGCUCAAAAAGUGCGAGCUUCCUGCAGAUUUCCAAAAACGUUUGUUUUUGAGUCUGGCUGGUACACCAAAGACAAAAGCCUCCCAUUAAAGAAAACCGCUAUGGGUGAAACACUUGCUAUUAAAGAAAAAUCGCCUGUAAGCGUCCCCUUCUUCAUGCCUUAAUGACGUUUUAAUGGAAGAGUUGCUCUCAAUGCAGAUGUGAAAUGAGCUAAUUAUGCUGAAUUUGUUGCAACAAUAAUCUGUGUGGACUUUCUAGAGGAAAGUUGGAGGUAUUCCAUCCACCAGUGGACGCCAUCUAGUAUCCAUAAGAGGAACUGUAGCACUUACUGAUACACUCAGGGGGGUUUAAGAAUUGUGAUUACUGUUUGUAUUCGUAAAUGUAUAAACUAAUUAAUGUACACUAUCUGUGGCUGCUGCUGAAUCUCCAAAAAUGACUUUUUCAAAUAAAAUAUUGACCUACUUCUUGAUGGGUCACCAACAAUGACGAAUGAUGUCA